Dendrobium catenatum is the source of this 2438-nucleotide messenger RNA. Its product is annotated as prostaglandin reductase-3. Gene Ontology annotation, cellular component: mitochondrion. The record is from RefSeq and is a predicted model, not a curated record. Gene Ontology annotation, molecular function: oxidoreductase activity; zinc ion binding. NCBI's taxonomy places the organism in Eukaryota, Viridiplantae, Streptophyta, Magnoliopsida, Asparagales, Orchidaceae. The transcript has 17 exons.
AAAUAGCCCCAUAGUCCCGCCGUUUUUCAGUAAAGUACAUAUCGUCGCAUUUCACGCGUAUCUGCAUCGCUUCGCUCAUCUGACUGUUUUCUCCUCCAGCCAACGAAACCCUACUUAGAUCGAGCAAGGCCAUGGAGCUUAAGCCCGGCAUGUCCGCUCUAGUCACCGGUGGUGCCUCCGGAAUUGGUAGGGCAAUCAGCUUGGCCCUUGCUCAGAAAGGCCUAUUCGUGACAGUUCUUGACUUUUCUGAAGAGAACGGUAAGGAUGCUGUUUUUUUAAUCGAGAAGGAGAAUGCCAGAUUCCAUCAGAACUUGAGGAUCCCUUCGUCUAUGUAUAUUAAGUGUGAUGUUACCAACUCGAGAGAUGUAGCUGCUGCUUUUGAAAAGCAUAUGAUGACAUACGGAAGUUUGGAUAUAUGUGUGAAUAAUGCUGGAAUUGCUAGUCGGGUUAUAUUUCAUCGGGACGAAACUGAUGGCAGCAGUACCUGGAGGCGUACUAUUAAUGUGAACUUGGUUGCAGUUAUUGAAUGUACUCGUCUUGCGAUCCUAAAUAUGCGGUCUGCUAAGCGGCCUGGAGUUGUAAUAAAUAUUGGUUCUGCUUCUGGCCUUUAUCCAAUGUACGGUGAUCCUAUCUACUCUGGUUCAAAAGGUGGUGUGGUUUUAUUUUCUAGAUCACUUGCUCCAUUGAAGCGAGAAGGGAUUCGAGUGAAUGUGCUUUGUCCAGAGUUUGUGCAAACGGAUCUGGCAUCAAUGGUGGAUGGGAGAUACAUUAAUGCAGUUGGUGGUUUUGUAUCUAUGGACAUGGUUGUGAAUGGUGCAUUGGAGCUUAUUACAGAUGAAAGUAAAGCUGGUGCUUGUCUAUGGAUUACAAAACGUCGAGGAUUGGAGUACUGGCCAACAGCUGCGGAAGAAAAAAAGUAUAUGAUACGAUCAUUGAAAUCGAAAAAGAGCUUCACAUAUAUUCCUCACAAAAUUCAAGUUCCUGAUACUUUUGAAAAAGUUGUUGUUCAUACUCUUAGUCACAAUUUCCGGUCAGCCACUAAAAUUGUGCGCACACAAUUGAGUUUACCAAUUAAAUCACAGCACGCUCUUGUUAAAAUCAUCUAUGCUGGAGUAAACGCAAGCGAUGUAAACUACAGCUCUGGACGCUAUUUUAGUGGUAAUACAAAGGAAGUUGCUAAACGCCUUCCCUUUGAUGCUGGUUUUGAGGUAGUGAAAUUUGUGUAAUAUGUUGCUAACCUUGUUUCAUACUUUAUUUAGAAUUCUAUUAAAGUUUUGCCACCGUUCUCUUUUUUUUUUCCUCAGGUUCCAGCAAAGCACCUUCUUCCUGUUCCCAGGCCAGAUGCAGAAGUUGUGAGCAUGCUCACAUCUGGUUUGACAGCUUCAAUUGCUUUAGAAAAGGCUGGAAAGCUAUCGUCAGGAGAAGUAGUUCUGGUUACUGCAGCUGCUGGAGGCACUGGACAAUUUGCGGUUCAGCUGGCAAAACUAGCUAAAAAUAAGGUUGUUGCAACUUGUGGUGGUGAAAGCAAAGCUGAACUUUUGAGAUCUCUUGGAGCUGAUCGUGUCAUAGAUUACAAAAAGGAAAAUAUAAAAGAUGUACUGAAAAAUGAAUUUCCGAAGGGUGUUGAUAUUAUCUAUGAAUCUGUUGGAGGAGAUAUGUUUAAUCUAUGCUUAAAUGCAUUAGCAGUCUAUGGUAGACUGGUUGUAAUCGGAAUGGUUUCUCAGUAUCAAGGAGAGCAUGGAUGGAGGCCCCUGAGUUAUACUGGUCUAUGCGAAAAAAUUCUAGCAAAAAGCCAAACAGUGGCUGGAUUUUUUCUAAAUCACUAUAGUCGCUUCUGGAAUGAGCAUAUAAAUAGACUGUUUGAUCUUUACUCUUCUGGAAAACUCAAGGUUGCUGUGGAUCCAAGGAAGUUCUUGGGCCUUGCUGCCGUAGCCGAUGCAGUUGAACAUCUCCAUUCUGGUCAGAGUCUUGGCAAGGUGGUGGUAUGCAUGGACCCAGCAUUUGCUCAGCAAGCUGCUCGAUUAUGACCGUCUAUUAUUAUGGUUGUGGAAACGAAGAUACAUAUUAUUGUCAUUUUUCAAAAGCUACUUCAACUCGUUGAGCCGACGGCUUCCAGUGAUUUAUCAAUAUCGUUGAUAUAGUUAAUGGUACGAGGCCACCAGAUGAAUAAAAUUCAUUCAGGUAGUUACAUAAAUACUUCGAACUCGUAUCAAGAAAUUGACAUGUCCUGAAUGCACAAAUUAAGGCUUCGUUUGUGACAGUUUUCGUAAUUGUAAGUUUAUAUAAUUUUGUGCCACAUAUCUGGUUGGGAAUUUAAAACCUCGUCUUCCUUUGCAGGCAAUAGCGAUUUCUGCACUGCCGAUGCUGCAAUACCGUCAUAAAAAAUAAUAUUAUUAAUAAACAGCAAGUAAUUAAUAAAAUCCACUGAUAUGGUAACA